AUGUCUGUUCUCACUGCCGGCCUCGUGGCCGCUCUUGCUGCCUCGCCGGUGUCAGCCUUCUGGCGGCUACCCUGCAAGUCCCCUAUUGUCGUUGAGCGUGCGGACCCUAUUGUCAACCCUGGUAUGGUGUCUGGCCACUUGCACACAAUCAUGGGAGGAAAUGGGUUUGGUUUCACCAUGGACUACAACUCAACCCAGGAGUCUACCUGUUCUUCUUGCACAGUGAAAGGGGACUUCAGCAACUACUGGAUCCCAGCCUUGUUCUUCCAGCACCAGAACGGGACUUUCGAAAGCGUCGACCAGGUGGGCGGCUCCACUGUGUAUUAUCUCCAGCGGGGUGGCGAUGGGGAGGCUCUGAAAGCAUUCCCUCCUGGCUUUCGUAUGAUCGCCGGUAAUCCCUUCAAGCGCACCGGAGGCGAUGAUUUUGCCACCCAAGCGAUCAGCUACAACUGCCUCGACUACAACGGUCCAGCAAAACCAGAAACCCCCAACUUCCCGAACUACAACUGCCCCGAUGGCCUUCGAUCCCAAGUCUUCUUCCCAUCUUGCUGGAAUGGAAAGGACUUGGACUCUCCAGAUCAUAGCUCUCACGUCUCGUAUCCCGCAACUGCUUACAAUAAUGGUCCGUGCCCAGCCGACUUUCCCGUUCAUCUCAUCUCCAUCUUCUACGAGGUCAUCUGGGAUACUGGAAAAUUCGCCGAUCAGUGGUAUGGGAACGAACAACCAUUUGUUUGGUCUAUGGGCGACCCUACUGGCUAUGGUGGCCAUGGUGAUUUCGUCAUGGGCUGGGAUCCAGAGUUGCUCCAGUCUGCUGUCGACCAAUGCACCAACCUCAGUGGCCAGGUUGAGGAUUGCCCGGUUUUCGACCUCAUCCCUGACGCUCAAGCGGAAGGCUGCCGUAUCGAACCUGAAGUCGACGAGCAAGUCAGCGGCCUGCUCUCGGCCUUGCCCGGUUGCAAUCCCGUUCAGCCUGGGCCUACCGCCACUCCCCAAUCCGGCUGCGGUGCCACCACCACUAUCACUCCAUCUAACGCAACCUUUUUCACUGAUCUGACCAGCCAGGGAUGGUCAUAUAUGGGGUGUGGAACCGACAACUACUACAACCGUAUUCUGACCGGUGCAAGCGAGUCCAACGGUCAAAUGACCAAUGGCAACUGCGUUAGUUUCUGUGAGAGCAAGGGCUUCUCCAUCGCUGGUUCCGAGUAUGCAGACGAAUGUUAUUGUGGUAACUCCAUUCCCGCUAGCGGCCAGCCUGUUCCUGGCGUUGUUGGGUCUUGCACCAUGACCUGUGCUGGCGAUGACUCCCAGUUCUGCGGUGGUUCAGGAACCAUCUCUCUAUAUCAGAAGUGCUCAGGUGACUCAUGCACAAACGCCCAGUUCGGUCCCAGCUCUUCCGGCUCCGUCCAAGUUGCCAAUCCGCCGCCGGUUGUCUCAUCUUCUUCUGCUGCCGCUCCUGCCGCUGCUCCUUCAUCAACGUCCUCGAGUGGUCCGUACACCGCACCCAGCUCUCCUACCACCCUUGCCACGAUUGCAACCUCCGCGGCUACGAGUUCGUCACAAACGCCCGAGUCGGCAGCAGCUACCCCAGUUUCGGUAAAUACAACUUCUGCUUAUUCUCUCUCCAAUGAUUAG
Messenger RNA from Fonsecaea erecta, 1632 nucleotides. RefSeq lists its product as hypothetical. Bases 1 to 1632 code for a protein of 543 amino acids. Lineage: Eukaryota; Fungi; Ascomycota; Eurotiomycetes; Chaetothyriales; Herpotrichiellaceae. The record is from RefSeq and is a predicted model, not a curated record. The transcript has 2 exons.